CCCCGGACCAACCAGCCACUCUUUCGCUCUCUUAAGUCUCAGGAGCCUGGUCUGUAAAAUGCCUCUCUGCCUGCAGGUAGGUCCGACCUUUCCAGAAUUUUCCAGGAAUUCACCUCAGAGAAAGGAUGAAGAAGGGCUUUAAGAAGCACAAGGAGUGUUGUCUCCACACUUUGUGUGUCUGCCCAACUCUGCCUGUCUCUAUGUUUGUCCCUCUGGGUUUCUGCCUCUCCUGGCUCCACUAUCCAAAGACGACCCCUUUUUGCCCUUCCCCAGCAGCCCCCGCCCCGGAAUCCUUCACUGUGCACUUCCUGUCCCUCGGUUCCGCCCAGACUCUCCACCACAAGAGCUGCUACAAGGGCCGGUUCCAGCUUCUGUAUGUGGCCUGUGGAAUGGUCCAGCUUCUUAGCCCUGAGCUCGGGGCCUGCCUGGCCCCUGGAGGGAAUCUGAUUGUGGAGUUAGCCCGGUACCUGGUGGACCUGAGGCAGGAGCAGCUGCAGGGGUUCGCCACCCGGGUCGGGGAGCUAGCUCAGGCGGCCGGAUUUGCCCCGCAGAUCGGCGCCAGGCCCUCGGAGACCUUCGCGCGCUUCUACAAGUCCGGGGACCUUGCUCCUGCCAGCAUUGACCCAGCCAUGGAAUCCGGAACUCCGCCCCCUGAAGUCCUGGCUCCCUCUCUUGAAGCAAUGAGCCCGCCCUGUGAGGACCAGAUCCAGCAACUAGAAGGACGGGCUCCAGGCUCUGAGCCCCUUGAGCUACCCUCACUGUCUCAGGGUUCACUCUUGGAGGCUCUGGCUCCAAUCCAGGAGGCUCUGGCCACGCCCAACAGUGAGUCAGACUCCCAAACCAGAGUCUGACCCCACCCCAAGAGACCGAGUCCCUCAUCUCUAACAUCUAAAAUCAGGUUCUUGGGGCCUGCCCUUGGCUCACUCAGGAGAGUGUGGUGCUAAUGAUACCAAGGCCACGGGUUCGGAUCCCAUAUAGGGA
Messenger RNA from Galeopterus variegatus (Sunda flying lemur), 981 nucleotides. RefSeq names its product dynein assembly factor 3, axonemal-like. The transcript is spliced from 3 exons. The record is from RefSeq and is a predicted model, not a curated record. The coding region runs from base 126 to 851 and encodes 241 amino acids. Gene Ontology annotation, biological process: motile cilium assembly; axonemal dynein complex assembly. Lineage: Eukaryota; Metazoa; Chordata; Mammalia; Dermoptera; Cynocephalidae.